AUGGCUACCGCCGUUUCGACCAAGCCCAUGGCACAUCCGGGCAAGAUGAAGCGGCCCCCUCCCCCAGCCUUCGUACAGUCUGGCGCCAACAGCUCCCGGCCGGCGCAAACGAGUUCCUCGCCUGUUUCCACUUCUACGAACCGGGUGGGAAAUAUAAAACCAUUUGGAGAUUUUUCACUAUCUGGUGCUGCGGUGAAUGGAACCAGUGGCCGGCCGGUGGCGAAGGUAAACGGAGAUACAUCGCAGAAACCGCAGGACCCUUCGUCACGGCUACAGCGUCCAUCAACUAGGCGCUAUGCCAUGGCUAAUGGCGGCGCAGACGGUAAACAGACCAAGAAACUUGUAGAGCCAUAUGUCAAAACUACUACUUACAUCUUGAAGAAAUUUGCAAAAUUUCCGCCUUCUUUGACCAUCCAUCUUCACCCAACUCAUUUUCGGUUUGAUAAGCAAGAUGGUAGCUUUCCGUAUAACUCGGAAAUGAAAGUGGUCAUUGAACAUCUUAAGGAUGGCACAGUGCCGCAUGAUAUGAUGGAAGAGCUUAUUAUGGGGAAUGUGCGGUUCUAUGAAGGGUGCUUAAUCGUCCGAGUUAUUGACCAUAGAUCCCCUUCCGCUGAACCUGCCCCAGUCACCAAAGCGUCAUCCGGGCAGAAACUUAUUCCAUUCUCCAUCCAUAACUACAACGAACACAUGACACCCUCUUCUUAUGUUCCAUAUCCUAAGCAGAGCCAGACCAGUGCCAACGCCGCCAAUAGUCAAUCUACCGCAGCUGGCCAGGCUGCACAGCCAGCUACAUCUUCCGAAUCAACCGAAGUUUCGGAAUCCAGCAAGCCUAAAGCGAAGCAACCCUCGUCCGCAGAAUUCUCCAAUGGAACGACUACAGGGCCCAAGGUUUUCACCACUGUCUUACACCCUACCCCACGCUCUCUACAAGCCGAGCUCACUAUCCUAUCCAUGAUUCCUGACCCUCGAUCCUCUCAAAGACGCCAAUCUCAGGGGCUCAAUGGCCCCCGCACUUCAACAUCUAGCUCGCUUGCUCCACCCUCCACUCCGCUGUCUGCAGUCGCUCCCUCCUUGGAGCGGGGACAUCCAGCAAAGCGCCAGAAGAUGCUGGUUGAGCCACAUGAACUUCCAGAAGUUGAGUCAAAGCUGAUUCUUGCUACUGCGCCUCCGUUAUAUCUCGAACCGGUUGACAGCCUAGAGGCUAGCCAACGGCUCCUCAAACUCCUAGAAUCACCUUUGCAUUGUCACAAGCCGCCUUCGCCGAAGACCAGAAGACGCACUGUUGCAGAGCUUGCCGCCGACGAAGCUUUGGCCGCCGCGGAGGAACGCUUCAUGCUUAUCAUGGACGAACGACUCGAACCGGCAAUUUCAGGUGGUGCGAAUGCUGCUAAAUCGGCUGUAGUUGAUGGAGAUGGAGGUGCUGUUCCAUUCGAGCCGAGAUUCUCGAGAUUCAAAACCCUCGAAAAUAUCCGCAGCCAGCACGAAGAAAGAGCUAGAAGAGAGCACGAGCGAAAGCUACAGCAGGACCACGCGAAAAGACAACAACAGGAAGCCGAGCGAGAGAAGCGUCGGCAAUUUGAACAACGUCAAGCGGAAAGCCAGACUCAGGACGAUGCCCGUCGGCAACUCUAUGCCCAACAGGCCGCUCAGUCACAGGCUCAAGCUCAGGCUCAGGCUCAGGCGCAGGCGCAGGCACAGGCACAGGCACAGGCACAGGCUCAGGCUCAGGCUCAGGCUCAAGCUCAGGCUCAGGCUCAGGCUCAGGCUCAGGCGCAAGCCCAUGCCCAUGCCCAAGCCCAAGCUCAGGCGCAGGCUCAGGCACAAGCCCAGUCUCAACUCCUCGCCUCUCAUAACAUGCGGCCAACGUCCCAGGGGAAUUCAGGCAUCCCAGUCACACUUCAGCAGCAACAUAUCAUAUCUGCUUCGCAAGCUCCCCAUUCUUCACCCAUUGUUCGAAACCUCACUCCUCAUGCUCCUUCGCCUCAUGUUAUGAACCAAGGUGUGCCCAUGGCGAUGACCAGCUCUGCGCAAGGCGCAGGAAGCCCCAUGGCAGCCUCCUCGAGCAUGCAACAUGGCCACCCAGCCCCUAUGGGUCACCCAAUGGCUGCCACUCGUAGCCAACAGAGCCACAGCGCCCACGGCACACCCCAGAUGACACACGGAACCCCUGUAAUGCAUGGAACUCCGGUAAUGCGAAAUAUCACCCCAACUCAGCGAAUGGCUCACCCUAGCCCCGACGUUUCCACGAUAGCCCAAACGCCGGUCAUGACGCAGGCAAUGGUCAACCCGCCUAUGAACGGAACGAUGAUGACACCCCAAAUGAUACAGCAACGACAGAAUGCACUUGCAGCGCAGCGCAAUCUCAAUAACCAACAGCUUGCACAGCAACAUAUGUCUCAAUUCCAGGCGAACACCCUCGCACAGCAAGGAAUGCAUCAACAGAUGAUGGCAGGACAGCAGCAGCAGCCAGGCCAUCCAGGUGCCCAGAUGCAAAAUUCUUACCAAUCCAGCCUCAUUCAAGCGCAGCUAGCUCAGAUGCAGGCCGCCCAACAAGGGCAGCAAAGACCAUUGCCUCAAAUGACUCAGCAACAAAUCAUGGCUGCUGCCGCUGCCGCUGCAAACGGUCAGAACCGCCAAAAGAUGGCGGUCAGCCUCCAGUACAAGCAGUUGUAUGAGUAUCAUCUUGCGCGUUUGCAGGCUGAGAUGGCCCAGAGGGUCAUGCCUCAGUACGGCCCACCUUCAAAUUACCCGCCUAAUAUCAAGCUACAAUACGUUAAUGGGCUGGGCAAGAUUGCUCAAAACCAUGUUAAUGAUAUCAUGCGAAGGGAAGCCGAGUCCGGAAAAAAUCGCGCUGCCACACAAAUGGCUAUAGCCAGAGCGCAUGCUUUCCAACAGCAGCAACAGCAGCAGCAACAACAACAACAACAACAACAACAACAACAACAACAACAUCAGCAGCAGCAGCAGCAGCGAAACAAUAUGUCAUAA
This is a messenger RNA of Nannizzia gypsea CBS 118893, 2988 nucleotides long. RefSeq lists its product as hypothetical. The coding region runs from base 1 to 2988 and encodes 995 amino acids. NCBI's taxonomy places the organism in Eukaryota, Fungi, Ascomycota, Eurotiomycetes, Onygenales, Arthrodermataceae. The record is from RefSeq and is a predicted model, not a curated record. Gene Ontology annotation, cellular component: SAGA complex. Gene Ontology annotation, biological process: regulation of transcription by RNA polymerase II. The transcript has 3 exons. Gene Ontology annotation, molecular function: transcription coregulator activity.